CAGCAUACAGUAGGGAAGUAAAGGCACUUCCUCCUUCCUACCAGCCGCACUGGUUGCGCCCAAACUAGUUUAAUAGGAAGUCGGAUACUCGUGUCAGUGGGGAUCCAGCAGCUUGUCAUGAGUUGUUUAAACUAACUUCUUUGCGUCUCUACCGACAGCCAAAUGUUACCAAGUUCAAUCCGUAAAAUCAUCCAGUUAUAGUGCGUAAAAGUGGUCGGAGCGCAGCCCUUUCAGCCACAAUGGCUGCGACGUAGCGCAACUUUUAGAUCCACGGUGGAGGAACGACAGCGCUCCGAGGUGCUGCUAACCUUUACACACUUGCAGGAGACACACAAGAAAAAAACAUGAAGAAACAGUUUAAUCGCAUGAAGCAACUUGCCAACCAGACAGUUGGAAGGGCUGAGAAAACUGAGGUGCUAAAGGAUGACCUCCUACAGAUCGAGAGGCGGUUGGAGUUGGUGCGUUUGGUGUCACACAACACACACAAGAGGCUGGUGUCCUGCCUGCAGGGUCAGCUGGGCACAGACACAGAGAAGAGACAUAAAAAGCUGCCCCUGACAACGCUGUCCCAAGCCAUGCAGGAGGGAGGCAGUCAGCUGGGAGACGAGAGUCUGUUUGGCAAGAUGAUGGAUGUGUGUGGGGAGGCUGAAGGCAGGCUAGCGGCUGAACUGAUGCACCAUGAAGUCCAGAUUGAGAGAGACAUCCUAGAUCCUCUCAACCAGCUGGCUGAGAUCGAGAUUCCCAAUAUUCUAAAACAGCGAAAACAACUUGCCAAACUGGUUCUGGACUAUGACUCGGCCAAGACGAGGUGGUUCCAGGCAACAAAGUCCAACAACCAGGCUAUGGCAGCUAAGACUGAUUCCCUUAAAGACGAGAUGGAUGAGGCUCUCAACAAAGUAGAAAUAUGCAAGGACCAGCUCGCUGCAGACUUGUACAACUUUGGAUCCAAAGAGGGAGAUCAUGCACGCUAUUUUGUCAUGUUAUUAGAGGCGCAAGCAGACUACCACAGGAAGUCUUUGGCAGCUCUGGAGGCAGCUAUACCGACUAUCCAAUUACAGCAAGACUGCUGGAUGGAGAAGCCAGCAUUCGGCAUGGCUCUGGAGGAGCACCUGAAGAGGAGUAACCGUGAGAUUGCACUGCCUAUGGAGGCCUGCGUCAUGAUGCUGCUGGAGACCGGCAUGAAGGAGGAGGGUCUCUUCAGAAUAGCUGCCUGAGCUUCCUAACUGAAAAAGCUCAAAGCGGCGCUGGACUGCUCCACCUCGCAACUUGAGGAGUUCUACUCUGAUCCCCAUGCCGUCGCUGGAGCCCUGAAAUCCUACCUCAGGGAACUUCCUGAACCUCUAAUGACUUUUGGCCUGUACGAUGAGUGGACACAGGCCUCUAAUGUGUCUGACCCUGACAAGAGGCUUCAGGCCUUGUGGGUGACAUGUGACCGUUUGCCAAAGACUCACAAAGCAAACCUCAGGUAUCUGGUGAAAUUUCUGGCUAAACUGGCUCAGAACAGUGAGGUUAACAAGAUGACUCCCAGCAACAUUGCCAUAGUCCUUGGGCCCAACCUGCUAUGGGCAAAGACUGAGGGGACGUUGGCAGAGAUGGCAGCAGCCACAUCUGUCCAUGUGGUCGCCAUCAUUGAGCCUAUUAUCCAGCAUGCUGAUUGGUUCUUCCCUGAAGAGGUGGACUUCAAUGUGUCGGGUAUGUUUGCCAUGCCCACCCACUCAGCCAUGCCAGACCCCGAUCCCGUUCUGGAUAGGAAACGCCCAGGCAGCCUAGUGGGGCAGGAUGGGGACAGUCACACCCCCCGUAAAGACAGCACUGUUAACAAACAGCCGGAGCCCACUCCACGUAGAACCAACACUGUAAAUAGAAAGCAGCAACAGCUAACCACACCCACCUUCCAACCCCCAUUGCCCGCUCUGGAAGCCGGGGGUCCUGCCCAGCCUGAGCCCCUGCCCCAACUCCUGUCCCCGACUACAGAGGCUGAGCAGCCUGGCUUGAGGGGUGCUAGUAGUGGGGUUGGUGGUGGUCUGGGUGGUGGGGUCCAGGUAGCUACAGUGCAACCUCAGGUUAUAACCCAGCUCAGCGCAGAGGAGAGCAGCCCAGCCCGUGAGCUCUUGUCCACCCCUCCUCCCCAGAGGAAUGGUUCAGUCCAUCUAACAGUAGGAAGCCCCCACUCUCAAGGUGGAUCCAGAGGGCCUAGUCCACACAUGGUUCGCAGAGGCACAAAAAAGCAGGCACCAGCCCCGCCCAAACAGUCCAGCGCCAUUGCUUCUCAGCCAAGCAACACCCAGAUAUCCGGCUCCACUCAUCACCCACCCAUCACCCCUAGGCGCCACCUCGGCAAAGACAGCCCAAUCCAUGCCCCGAGCCACCCGCCUCCACAACCUCCUCAGUCAGAGCCUUCUCCCCCCCGCACUCCCACUCCUCCUGACACUCCGCCUCAUGAUGGAUCGCACUCCAUCCCGCUGUCUUUCUACCCCUCUGGGUCACUCCCUCGCCCCUCCAGGCCGGCACCCAGGCCACGGCCCCGACCCAGCAUGCCGCCACCCCCACAACCUGCAGUCAAUGCCACUGAUGACGGUAAUGGCCUCUGCGGCUCCGCCUCCAAGAUAAUAACGGACGGAGGCCUAUACUUAAAGGGGAUUGGACGAGCCCUCAUCCCUGAGGUGAUUGCGGACCAACAAGGGGAGAGCUCUGCUGGUCAAGAGCCCACCACCACCCCAGCCCAGCAACUAAACCCUCAGAUCCAGACAGAGUUUACCGCUCUGUGAAGAAAAAGAGGGAUCGCUCUCAUCAAAAUCUUCCUUCACACAGCUGGUUCAUGUAACAGAUUUGAAUGUUUUGAUUCAAAUAUUGACUGGUAACUCAAACGCUUUGGUUCACUCCAGCUCCUCCUGCUCCACUCACAGGAUGUCAGAGUGCUUUCUGGAGGAAAAACUGGCUGCCUUUUCUUCUCUUUUUCUGAGAUUCAAACCAAAGACCUCAAAACCACAAAACUCAUGUCCAGCUAUUAGCUUUAUAUCACUCUCCUUUUGUUCUAAAUACUGCUGGGUAUUUGCAGAUUGGAUGGCAGGACUGCGGAACGCUUAUUGGACAUAAUCUGAAUAUACUGUAUAGUAGCUCAACUCAACAGGUGCUAAGAUUUCACUUGUCUCCUUUUUUUUUUUUUUUCAAAUCUUGCUGUCGAUACUAUAAAUUCAGUGCUAUGAAGGUUUUUGGAGACAGAAAUCUGUGGUUUUAGCACCACAUAGACCCGACAACUAGUAUUUUAUUCAGAAAAGUUGUGUGGAGAUAUUUGAGUGCCAGCCACUGACGAUCUGUUUGUAAUUUUCCAAUUUAUCAGUUUCAACUGUUUUUUUUAGAAGGGCUUUUCAAUAAUUGUCAUACACUUCAGCACCGCACUAAACAUACUAGUGUAAAGGACCAAAGAAAUGGAAAUGGGCCAAAGGAAAUUAAAUAAAGAUUUAGAGCUGCUCGGCUUCAAUUAUGGUUGUUAAUAACAAAAUAUUUUGUGCAAUACAAAAUGCAGUUGUUCAGUGAUGUCUUCGCCACAGUACAUGCUGUAUAUUUUGGUAUUUCAGGGGGUUUUCCUUCUAGUAAUCCAGUGGGUUAGAGUUUUAUUUUGUUUUCUAUUUGAAUUUUGAUUCCAGCUGACCUGAUUUACUUAGAUGAUCAAAGAAUAGCUUUUAUCAUUUAAAGGGAUUGUUUUUCUGGAUUUUUCUAAUCGAUUGAUUGUGAUAAGUGUAUUUUCAAUACAUAGCUUGUAACUGAUCACUCCCGUCAAAGCUAUGACCAAAUACAGCCAAAUUCAUCUUUGUGUAUAAUUUUACUACAACUGACAGUCUUGUUGGGGUGUCUUUCAGCUCUUUGUUUUUGUUUUUUUAUUUCUUCCUAACAUUUGUAAGUGGGCUUUUCUGCACAUAAUGCAUCAUUACACUUGAUAAUUAAAGAUUGUUCAACAUUGUA
Messenger RNA from Etheostoma spectabile (orangethroat darter), 3963 nucleotides. It is a transcript of the gene arhgap17b, whose product is annotated as Rho GTPase activating protein 17b. The transcript is spliced from 20 exons. Gene Ontology annotation, biological process: signal transduction; regulation of actin cytoskeleton organization; regulation of Rac protein signal transduction. NCBI's taxonomy places the organism in Eukaryota, Metazoa, Chordata, Actinopteri, Perciformes, Percidae. The record is from RefSeq and is a predicted model, not a curated record. Gene Ontology annotation, molecular function: protein binding; GTPase activator activity. Gene Ontology annotation, cellular component: cytoplasm; cytosol; intracellular anatomical structure.